Molecule: messenger RNA, 3487 nt
Organism: Aplysia californica (California sea hare)
Lineage: Eukaryota; Metazoa; Mollusca; Gastropoda; Aplysiida; Aplysiidae
Product: flap endonuclease GEN homolog 1
Exons: 11
Coding region: 151-1638 (495 amino acids)
Molecular function (GO): four-way junction DNA binding; 5'-flap endonuclease activity
Source: RefSeq, a predicted model, not a curated record
GCCUCUAAGCCUAGUCUAGUUGCACUUUCGUUUUCACAUUCACGACUCAGUGAACGACGCUUUUCCCCCUGGCAUUUUUGCCAUGUUGUUUCAACGCCUCUUUUUUCUCUUAAUCCAGAGCUAUUAAAUACCAUACUUGUAUUGACAAAGAUGGGUGUUGUUGGCCUAUGGGACAUUGUUGAUGCUGUGAAAGAAGAUGUCAAUCUUUCAGAAUGCAGUGGGAAAAGGUUUGCUGUUGACCUAAGUGCGUGGAUCGUGCAGUGUUCCUCUUCUGUCACCGCUCCCCGUGUGCCAAGCCCAGACUUCUGUCGCAGGAACAUUUUUCAUAGAUCCUUGAAUUUAGUGACUUAUGGUAUUUCCCUGGUGUUUGUUAUGGAUGGACCCGUGGCACCACUUCUGAAAAAGAGAAAGAGAGGUCAAGAAUAUUAUAAGUCCGCUCUCCAGUACAAGGAGCUCCUUACUGCAAUGGGAUUCCCAGUCAUAGAUUCUGUAGGAGAAGCUGAGAAAAUGUGUGCUGAAUUGGAUCGCAUGAAGGUUGUUGAUGGAGUCUUGACUGAAGAUGGAGAUGCUCUCAUUUAUGGCGCUCAAAAUGUCUACAAAGGAUUGUUCAAAGAGAGUAAUAAGGAAUAUACAGCAACAAAGUAUUCAAUGUCUGACAUCACCGCUCGGCUUGGACUCACGCAAAAAGACUUAAUUGCUUUUGCGCUACUGAGCAAAGGAGACUUUUGUGAUGGAGUGCCAGGAAUUGGAAAGAGCAAAUUUAUUGACCUUGUCAAGGAAAUGAAGAAAAAUAAUGUUGAAGAUGUUUUAGACAGGCUCUUGUUGUGGAAAGACAAUGAAAGGCUAUCUGCCCUUGAAGACUUGCAAAGAUCUUUGAAAGGAAUACGCAAAUCCAAGCAUUGUACUAAAUGCCAUCAUGAAGGGCUGAUGUCUGCUCAUGGAAAAUCAGGAUGUGAAACCUGCCAGCUGAAUGUUGAUUGCAGAGAAAGAAAUGAGUGGAAGGCAGAGAGCGGAGAGAAGUAUCCGGAGUGCCCAUGUAAUUACCACAAGAAGGAGGCUGAAAUAAUGCCGUAUCAAACAGAACUGAAAAUUCGUGCUACGGCUCUUUCAGUUAAACAGUUCCCGGAGCAAGGGGUUAAAGAAGAAUAUUUGAAUUGCAUUCAAGAUAUUAGAGGUGAAUUGAACACGACAAUGCAAUUGCCAGACUUCAAAGCGGUGUGUGACAGAAUGUCAGGAAACUUUCCAUCAGCAGCAUCGACAUUAUCGCACAUGCUUCCUGCCUACACCAUGUUAGCUUUGCAUGGAAAGUUGGCAGAUAUGGAGAUAAAACCUUUGAGUAUUAUCAAAUCUUGUGUGAAAAACUUCAGACCACAGUUCAGAGUCAACUGGGAAAAAUCAGGCAUAAAAAAUUUACCAAGUGGUGACAGCUCUUCAUAUGAGUUCAAGGUCCCUGCUCCACUCUUUGAAAAGAAGUAUCCAGCUCUGGUAAAACAAUACAAUUCGAACUCCAAAAAAUCUUCCCAAACCGGAGCUGCAGAAACAGGGAAAAGGAAAGGAAAAGUUGAAGAAGGCAACAAGAGAGUCACGGAUUUCUUUCAAGUUGUCAAGAGCCAAAAAACAAGGGAAACAAAAGACUAAUGACACUUGAACAUACUUACAUGAAUAUUAUAGCUUACAACUGUUUGAUUUACUCAAAAUAUAGAAUCUAUUGCUCAUUAAUUUAUAAUCUAUACAUUAGGGAUGGGAUUGCAAGUGUGAUUUGAUACCCUGGUAAUACCUGGGUAAUGAAAAAAACACCUGAGUACCCGUCGGGUACCUGACUUUUCAAUUGUAAUUUUUUUGGGGGUAGGAUGAAUUUUCUUCUUCCUUUUUUUUUGUUUGGUGCUUUUUUUUGGUUGUUUUUUUCUGUUUUGUUUUCUUUCUUUCUUUCUUUUCUAAAACUUUAAUUUUAUAUUAAAAAUCAACACAAAUUAGACGCAACAAAAUAAGCGUACGCGAAAAUGGGGAAUUCAAGACAAUGAGUCUAACAGAACUCUCUAUGAAGCCAACGACUUAAUGACAUAAGCAAAAGACAAGGAAGACAGACAAAACAUAUUACACAUGCUGGACUGGUAAAAAGGGGGCCAAUCAUCAAAAAUUUUUGUUUAAACACAAAAGUUUGUCCACAUGUUUUUCGCCAUGGCAGGUCCUCUUUAUUGAAAUCAAUUCACCAGCCUUGGGGAACAGCCGUUCUGACGAGGCAAUUGUUGCUGGAAUAGCCAAAAGCUGUAUAGCUUCCUGACUGAGUUCCGGAAAGGCUUUUUCAUAUUGACUCCACCAGGUCAGUGGAUUGUCCUCUCCCCUUCUGGCUAGGGGCAUCUCAAAGUACCGAUUCAGUUGGACUGUGGCACUUGUUUGUGACAGAGAUGUUUGCCUAUGCUCCUCUUCUUGCUCGUCGAAUGCUUGCCACAAUGAUUUUUUUGCUGGAGGUUCUGUUUCAGCAGCUUAAACCGAUGAUUGAUGAUGAGCCUGGUGUUUGAUCGGGUCUGUCACCUUGUUUGUCUCUAAUCAGUGAAAGAAGGCAAGUUUCUAUUUUUUUUAGUUGCACCUUCACUGAAAGGAAGCCAUUUCUAACAGGGGUCGAGGAUAGUUGAUGCAGCCUCAUAAUACGUGUCCUCGAGUUCUGUGAAGCUCACUCUAUAUUAAAAAAACUGCCAGUGGCCAAUAUCGAUCGAGUAUUGUAUCGAAGAAGAGAGCCCAGUGUUAAUAGGUACUCAGUAUUUAUUAAGGUCUGAACGAAGGGAUGUAAUUUAAGUGCAUUUGCAUAGGAUUUAACAAAGGAGAGUAGACAAUCCGUGUACCGGACACCAAUACCCGAAUAUCAGGUUUUUAGCUCUUUACCUGGGUACCCGGGUCCAAGUACUUGCCCAGCCCUACUAUACAUGUGUAUUGUAAACAUGUCUUCAUCCAUAAAAUGUACUGGCCAUGAAACAGAAGCAUUUUGUUUUCUCAUUUCCCUUUAAAAAUACCCAAUGCUUCCUGCUGCUAUGAACGUAUAUGUACUUUUGAAUGUCAAACUGACCCUGUGCAGUUGGUUAGUCUUUAUAUUCAUGAUCUUAUGUGUUGUAUGUGUUAAGGAAAAUAACACAUGUUCUCAUUUUUAUCACUUUACAGUUGACUUGGUAUUGGAUACCUAAGGUGAAACUGAAUUCUUUUACAACAUUUUAUAUAUCUAUAUAUGUAUAUAUGUAAUAUUUGUAAAUUUUUAAUACAAAAAAUUACUAGAUCUAUGAAAUUUACAUCGUUUAAUGUCAUAAUUACAUCUCAGCAAAAAAAUGAAGGGAAAACCGUGAUCGCUGAUGUCUGUAACAAAAAUCUGUCACUUGGUGAUAAAUUCAUUUAUUGUAAUCAUUACUUCAUAUUAUAUUCCAAGUUUUUUAAAAUGAUGUUGUCAAAAUUUCAUUGUAUUUUGUACUUUGGAAAUAAAAAAUAUUGUGAUAUAUCGCCA